This is a messenger RNA of Arabidopsis thaliana (thale cress), 303 nucleotides long. Its product is annotated as ribonuclease H superfamily polynucleotidyl transferase. The record is from RefSeq and is marked reviewed. Lineage: Eukaryota; Viridiplantae; Streptophyta; Magnoliopsida; Brassicales; Brassicaceae. Bases 1 to 303 code for a protein of 100 amino acids. The transcript has a single exon. Gene Ontology annotation, molecular function: RNA-DNA hybrid ribonuclease activity; nucleic acid binding.
AUGCAGCACUGUUGGAGUCAUGGUUACAAACGGGUUUGCUUUGAAGGAGAUAACAAGAUGCUGUUUAACCUAAUUAACGGAUCCAAGGUACAUUUUGGCGUUCACAACUGGAUACGGGACAUUCAUUGGUGGUCAAGGAAGUUUGAAUCAAUCCAUUUCAAUUGGAUAAAAAGACAUCACAAUACUCCAGCUGAUAUUCUUGCUAAAGCUCCUCUCCAAAACCAAUCUUUAUUUCUGAAUCAUUUAUGGGUUCCUAAUGUAAUAACCUAUGCUAUACAUUGUAACUACACUGCUGAUUUAUAA